Agrilus planipennis (emerald ash borer) is the source of this 2481-nucleotide messenger RNA. RefSeq lists its product as uncharacterized. The coding region runs from base 259 to 2274 and encodes 671 amino acids. Lineage: Eukaryota; Metazoa; Arthropoda; Insecta; Coleoptera; Buprestidae. The transcript has 2 exons. The record is from RefSeq and is a predicted model, not a curated record.
UUUUUUAAUUUAAUUCAUAGGAUCUGUAACUAUCUGCUUCAUUUAAAAACAUAAUUUUCAAUUAGAAGUAACGACUACGCUACUAUUAUUUUUUUAUUAAUACCGUGUUCACAAACCUAUGUCAGUAUGACAGCUCAUACAUAUGCAAAUACCGUAAUUUAAAUUAAAUUUUCAGCUUUUUGUGACCAUACUCACAUUAUACAAUGAACAUAAAUAUAUAUAUAAGUAACGAUUAAUCACUAAACCAAGCCACUUUUCAUGCCUGAUUUACAAAGGACGAAAAUCCGUGGAGCAUCCCCCAACACCGAAAAAGCAACAUUGAAAAAGAUGAGUACCGAUGUCUUGCCAACAUCAUCGGAUUUUAAUCGAAUCGAUAAAUUUGUUACGAAUACAGUCUUGCAAUAUCUUACUUCAGCGAAAAGACACAUACAACCUGUUUUGGAUGAAAUCGUCAAAAAUGUAACCCCUCAAGACCUAAUAAGUCACGAUAAUCUUGACACGGUGUGCUCCAUUUCAAAUGUACAAUUAAAAGCACUCGAAAAAGGCAUCAAUCUGUUUCAUCAGGUAAAAAGUAUAAUGACGUCUGACGGAAAAAAUUCCAACAGUUAUCACAAGCUCAAUAACACUAAUUCGAGUUUAAUAACUGUAAAUAAUCAACAGAACAGAGAUAAAGACGUUACUUUCAUUAGCAAAGAACUGUAUGAAGCGUUACUUGUAUUUUACAAGGAUUUAGAAAGUACAAUUGCAAACGUGCAAAAUUUCCAAAAGGAAACCGUAGAAAAAAGAACCAACAUGCGUCCAUCAUCGGCAAAAAGUCUUGACCUACCACUUUCAACAAAUAAAACAAGACUGAAAGACAAAAGAAUUUUAUCAAAAAUUGAUUUGAAAAGUAGGAGUGACAAAGCAGCUUCUACGACCACGAAGAUGAAUAUUAGAGAAUGUGACAAUUUUCAAAACGAAUUUGAAAACUUGAAAUGUGUUCUUAAAACUCUAAAAACGUUUAUAAACAAUUACACAAAGUCAGCCUGCAAUGUAGCUUACCACACAAACAACAAUAAAAUGACGAAUAGCAAUAAUAAAGUACAAAUGCGUUCAUCAAGCAACAAAACUUUGAACAUGUCCAAAGCAAAAAUACAGGUGAAAAGUUUACUCGAACAACUAAGGGAAGUCCAGGUCGUCCUAGAAAAUUUCCACAGGAAAACCGAAAUGGACCCCCUAAAAAUGACCACCAUUCCAGAAAAAAUUAAGCAUCCACACAAAAUACCAAUACCAAUCAGAAAAAAAAUCAACGAUACCCAAUUUGGUUUUGGCACUUCUAAUAACCAACUCUUAUCUAAUGUUAGCGUAUCCAGUUUGCCUCAGAAAUUUUUUAGAAGUAAAAGAAAUGUUACCACUUUGAACUACAACAGUGACUAUUCAAUGAACAUAAACAGUGCAGCAAAGCGUGAAAGAAACUCAAACAAACUAAAUGAAAAAAGAUGCCAAACAUGCAUUCCAAAGCCUCGGCAGAGUGUAAAAGCGGUUCAAGCGAACAUGCUAUUUUACAAAGACAGAAGAAAUAAACUGGCGUUUAGUCAGCUCCCACAAAAAAUUAAAAACGAAUACAAAUCCAAAAGUCACAAGAUAUUGCAAACCUCGGACGUGAGAUCGGUGAAAAGCGAAGUGGUGCGAUGUAAACAAACUCAUAAAUCGAAAGAAACAGUAAUCGGUAAUACUUUAGACUUAAGACAUGCUUAUAAAAUGCCAAAAAAUCGGCCCGAUAUAAGGGUCAGGGCAAAAUCUUCUCAAAGUUACAAAAAUGAAGAAAAAAUCAACAGGGAAAAUAGAAAUCGACAAUUUAGGAAUAAUUUCGAAACGCUUAAGACGUCGCAUUCAGAAAAUGCAGAGAUUACCAAAGACAAGUUCAGAUCUACAAUGACCAAAUCCGUCAAUAACGAUUUAAAAGACAUUUGCUAUUUGGAUAAUUGGAAUUCAAGGCGCAAUAACCGUAAAAAUAUUAAAGAAAAGAAAGCAUCAAGUCUCAGUAUUCUUAAAGAAAAACACGGCAGGUUUGCAACAGCUGAGCGUAAUACUGACAAUAAUAUUAUAACGAAGAAAAAAAAUCAGCCGAACAAUUUUAAAAAGGGUACUAGCGGUAAAAACUACUGUACGCAGACCUUCCUUAUACAAACGUUACCUACACAACCGGCACAGAUCCAAAAUAAUAAUAAAAUAGAAUACUCUAUUGACGAAUUAAUAAAAAAUCCGUAUAGAAAAAGGCGGAGAAUUUAUUAAUGUACCUAAUCGUUUUCUAUUUAAAUAUGAAUGCGGUACUUGUAAGAUGUCUUAAUAUAUAAAAUUAAAAAAACACUUUUUCGACCUUCAUAGCAUAUGUCUUUAUAAUACUAGAAACUUAAUAUCGAACACUAACAUCUAAAAAACUCUUACUUUUGUACAAAUUGUAUGUUCUUUACUGAUGCAAUAAAAAAUUAUACUUUGUUA